CCAAGCAUGUCGGAUAUUUUAUCAUGCACAAUAGACACUACGUCUGAUCCUUGGUCGACGAACAGAACAACCACAACACGAUGGUGGCAGAAUACUGAUGAACCUACCGCUGAUCCUUGGACGGACCGACCAACUCCUACUAGAUGGCGGUGGAAUACUAAUGAACCUACUGCUGAUCCUUGGACGGACCGACCAACUCCGACAAGAUGGCGGUGGAAUACUGAUGAACCAAGAACGGCAGAACCAGCAGAAACGACACCUGGGUGGUGGAAUCAUCAUACAACUUCAAGUCCAAACUAUCCUCCAGUGGAUGUAAAUGUCACUCUUUCUAUCGAUGACACCAGGAUUAUCUCAUCUCCAAAUUAUCCUUCAAGUUACCAUAACAACGCCAGAUACACUUGGUACAUCCGCGCACGGCCGAGGGGUUAUGAUGUGGUUGUAAAGUUUUUGGAUUUUGAAACUGAAAGGAAUUUUGACUAUCUCACCAUUGGUACUGGAGAUUCACCAGAUUCCCCCAACAAUUCUAGUCAGAUUGAGCGACUCUCGGGUUCUUCAUACUACCCUUCAUAUAACCUACCGCUGAUCCCUGGACGGACCGACCUACUCCGACAAGAUGGUGGUGGAAUACUGAUGAACCUACUGCUGAUCCUUGGACGGACCGACAAACUCCUACAAGAUGGCGGUGGAAUACUGAUGAACCUACUGCUGACCCUUGGACGGACCGACCAACUCCGACAAGAUGGCGGUGGAAUACUGAUGAACCAAGAACGGCAGAACCAGCAGAAACGACACCGUGGUGGUGGAAUCAUCAUACAACUUCAAGUCCAAACUAUCCUCCAGUGGAACCUACCGCUGAUCCCUGGACAAACCGACCUACUCCGACAAGAUGGUGGUGGAAUACUGAUGAACCUACUGCUGAUCCUUGGACAGACCGACCAACUCCGACAAGAUGGCGGUGGAAUACUGAUGAUGUAA
This is a messenger RNA of Lytechinus variegatus (green sea urchin), 975 nucleotides long. RefSeq lists its product as uncharacterized. The transcript has 13 exons. Lineage: Eukaryota; Metazoa; Echinodermata; Echinoidea; Temnopleuroida; Toxopneustidae. The record is from RefSeq and is a predicted model, not a curated record. Bases 7 to 975 code for a protein of 322 amino acids.